Messenger RNA from Bipolaris sorokiniana ND90Pr, 339 nucleotides. RefSeq lists its product as uncharacterized. The transcript has 3 exons. NCBI's taxonomy places the organism in Eukaryota, Fungi, Ascomycota, Dothideomycetes, Pleosporales, Pleosporaceae. The coding region runs from base 1 to 339 and encodes 112 amino acids. The record is from RefSeq and is a predicted model, not a curated record.
AUGGCGCGAGCGAGCAAAUGUUUCCGACGUCGCAUCACGCUUCCCGUAUGUGACUCGUUUCAAGGUGCGGUGGGGCGCCUGUGGGGCGCAUUGCAAGUUUGGCUGGCUGGCUGGCUGGCUGGCUGGCUGGCUGGCUGGGCUGAGUUGCCUCCUUUGCUUCGGUUCAAGGAGCCGAGAGAAAGAGGGAAAGACAAGGAAAGCGGGCAACGCAUGUUCCGUGCUCUCCCGAUUUGGACAGCGUCGAGACCUGCGAUGAAGGAUUUCAAUAAUUCCAAACGUGUCAUGGCUCAACUUGUUCAGAUACUUUCCCGGAGUGGUUCCAUGCCGCGCUCCCGGUGA